GCUUCAAUUUAGCUGUCUGGGAACUCUCGACGGUGCCAGCGUCUCUCUUCGCAACACUAGCGGAGUGGGCAACUCGAGUGUGAGCUCGCAGGUGUGCUCUUUUCUCCCACAUACAUGUCUCUCAAAAUGCUUUAUUGCGAAACAACAUCUUCAAUGAGAAUCUCUGUAUUGCACGACUAGGAGCUUGCUUGGACUUCAUUUUACGUACCCGACCUGCAUUUGCUCGCACGCCCUUGUCACACUGCGCCAUAGAGUUAAAGACCACUUGCCGAAUUGCCCUUGUUCUUGCUAUUGUGUCGAGCAUCAAAGAUGUCGACCCCAAUGCGCCACGGCCCCUCUCAGCAGGGUCGCACCCCGUCCCAACAUCCAGCCGCCGCGCCGACGCCCCAAGCAUCGACUCCCUUCUCGACCUCGCAAGCCGCCGCCGCCGCUCUAUCUCCUCACGGGCCUCGUUCCUCGCCGCAGCAACUUAAGAAGUCUCCUGCAGCAGCUACCCUUCCGUCUGGAGCCAUGUCUAGUCAGUCUGGAAACCCGCCUCUCAACUUCGAUAGCCCCUCUGCUGCUGCGGCGCUUGGCGGCCUAGGCCUCGACAUCAAUCUCGAUUCUCUGGGCGUUGGUGGUCUGGUGGGAGGGGGCAACCGAUCAGAUGAAGAUGAUAGGAAGAAACGUAUGGAUGCUGUAAUUACAGCUCUCUGGAAUUUCGAUACUGCACGAGUCAGCAAUGAUGGGCUCGAGAGAUUGGCUGUUUACCUGGGACUAGAGUGCCUUUGGGAGACCGCCGGGACUGGUUCAGAGAAUGACAAAGUAUUGAUCAUAGCAGGUCGAACUAUGGGCAUUGAAGUACAUAUAAAAAACCACGUUGUUUAUCAUGCUUCGCUGACUUUUAACGAACCGUCACCAAUGCUUGACAAACACGUUGAGAAAGCUUCGGCAAUACUCUUCAAAGACUUGGCACUCGGGCCUGGCGAGAGCCAGCUUACCAAGAAAUUGUCCAAGUUCAGGAUCAACUUAGAACGCUUGGCAACAUUGGAUAGGUUGAGUAUCAUACCAGGUCUAAACUGUCACGAGGCUGUCGCCGGAAUGUGGGAGAGUUUGGAGAAGCUGCAUAGGUGGGAUGUGGAGAGGCUACGUGAAGAUCCGGGCCUGAGUGAUAAAUCCGAAGACAACCUGCGGGUUUGGGCUCUCUGUAGUCGACAUGGUUGUCCGCUUGUGCAUACAAAAGGGCAGGUUGGUCUUACCUUUGCCUAUUGGAAGCAAUAUCGCCAAUUCCCGUGGAACACAGUAGAACACGAAACAGGAAAGACUUGGGGAAUACUCAUUGAUUGUGCACCCGCAAAUAGCAUGGUCUACACCCCGGUGCGCGUUUCGGACAAAUGGAUUGGUCCCAACAUUGUGAAAGCAAACCCGACAGAUGACGAGGUUAUGUCAACCCCAGGGCCAAUAUUAGACUGGUUGGAGCCGCCUAACACAUUACUCCCAAACACCGAAGAGAACAAGCCAGAAGGAGAAUUAGAUGCUGCAGCGCUUUCAAUACCCAAGCCCGUCGAAAUUACCUUCAUGGCAACGUUUGAUCCUCCAGUUGUUGUCACGCACGGAGUAGCGAUGGAGAUUUAUAAGAUAUCUGCGUUUAACGCCCCUUUGUCUGGCAGCACAUUCGAUAAUCUCCUAUUCCCUGUUAAGGAGGGUGCCAACUACGACCCUAGCGAGCCUCGUAUUAUGACAGUCACGCAGACGGUACCUGUGUGGACGGAUAGGAGCAAGCUCAGAUCAGAACCACCUAUCCUCAAAGCCCACAGAAAUACUUUGGUAGUUGAUAAGCCAGUAUAUGGCCAAGUCCUCACUCACGUACCAAUAUCUCACCCGAAAGAAUUAGUUGCAAUGCUGCCUCUAUUGCGACAAUACGCGUUCCUAUCCUUAUUACUUUCAAAUUGUUUCAAGCCGCGCGAUGACUUGCCUAGUUUCCCGGAGCCGAAUACGUCCGCUACAUACAGUAAAACCUCUUCGAGUAUACGCACGACGAACCGCGAUCUCGGAGACCUCAUGUCUAGGACCAAGGAUGAUAACUCUCCUCAGAGUCUGAAGAUCGAUGUAGUACUUUCUGCACACCCGAUUCCCCGACUUCAAGUAGUAUUUCCCUUCAGGGACGCGACGGCUAUGAUCAAUGUUGAGAUUCAGCUCAAUGGGAAAAUUCACAUUGUAUCUGAUAAUAUUUUCUCGGAGAUCGAAAGCGAAGUUCCUCAGGCCAAAGGAAAGCACGUACCUCUCGACAGGAAGAUACUUGCCGAGAAACUUGAAGUCUGUGAGGAUAUCGAUAAGUGGGUUGAGUUCAUUAAACUCCGGUUGGAAUGAUGAUUGGAUGACCGAAGUGGAUGACCGAAGUGGAUGACUUUCUUGAACUAUGCUUCUUGGAGUUGGUUAGUACUGAUACCACUUGGCUUGACGGCGCUUAUGGGAACAAAAAUUAGACAUGGUUUACGAAUUAGCUUGAUGUGGUUUGUGAGUGAAUGGGCCAAGAUGCCGCUUACAGCGUGAAAUCGGCAGUGCAAACUUGUGCGAGAGACUUGAAACCAUGAUCCUACGGUUUAGUUACAAUGCUGUGAAGAUAGAAAGUUCACGACAAGCUGAACUGCAGGCUGGAAGGGAAACCUACCAAACAAUCAAUUAGAUUGACACCGAUUUCAGGCGCUUCGAUCAAGGCUCAAAUACCUUUGAGGCUUUAUAAACAGGAUCAUCACUUGCACAAGCAGAAGUAGCGGA
Molecule: messenger RNA, 2757 nt
Organism: Xylaria bambusicola
Lineage: Eukaryota; Fungi; Ascomycota; Sordariomycetes; Xylariales; Xylariaceae
Product: mediator of RNA polymerase II transcription subunit 1-domain-containing protein
Exons: 2
Coding region: 310-2349 (679 amino acids)
Biological process (GO): regulation of transcription by RNA polymerase II
Cellular component (GO): mediator complex
Molecular function (GO): transcription coregulator activity
Source: RefSeq, a predicted model, not a curated record